This is a messenger RNA of Linum tenue, 261 nucleotides long. The record is from the annotation of a GenBank genome assembly. NCBI's taxonomy places the organism in Eukaryota, Viridiplantae, Streptophyta, Magnoliopsida, Malpighiales, Linaceae.
CUGCAGCGGGUCUUCACCGCCGGCGAAAUUGAGCUUUCCGAGGACUAUACCUGCGUCAUCUCCCACGGCCCCAUCCCGAAAACCACUCACAUAUUCGACGAUUGCAUCAUCGACGCCUGCUGCGGCGUGUUUACCCUCGAUCCCUCGGUCAAAGAAGCGUCUGACGAUUUCUACCCUUCUGAGAGCGUGAUUAUAAUAAUUUUUUAUUUUUUUUUCAUUUUACUUUAUUGUGAAAAUGAGUUGGAAAUGGUAGAAGAUUAA